Molecule: messenger RNA, 2978 nt
Organism: Polyodon spathula (Mississippi paddlefish)
Lineage: Eukaryota; Metazoa; Chordata; Actinopteri; Acipenseriformes; Polyodontidae
Product: sodium-dependent lysophosphatidylcholine symporter 1-like
Exons: 14
Coding region: 1198-2763 (521 amino acids)
Biological process (GO): carbohydrate transport
Cellular component (GO): membrane
Molecular function (GO): symporter activity
Source: RefSeq, a predicted model, not a curated record
GGUUUUCAUUUUGUGAUAAUGUAGCCUAAGCUGAAUGCAAUCUUCCUUGAUCUCCAAGGUAGAAGAUUUCUUUAAAAGUUGUGUUCGCAUAGCUGUGGGUGAAGUACCUAAAUAUAUACAGACACAAUGUUACAUUUUACCAUAUUUAAGUUGAACUGAAGUUAUAGUAUGAAUAGUUUUAUAUAGUUAAUCAACUUGCUAACCCAUGUGCUGUAACCCUUAACACCCUUUCAGUCUCCUGUUCUUAUAGAUCCUGGGAUCCUGAGUGCUUGUUCAAACGGGUUCUUCUUAAAAUACAGGUGAGGGUGACUGAAGUAGCAAGAGGAAGGUGACAAUCUGGAUAACCAGAGCCAACCUGUCGCUAAAUGUUUCGUGCACCUCAUUGCAACAAUAAGAGAGUCAGAAGAGAGUUACAAUACAUGAAACAAAAUCACAGAGCGGUGUAAUAAGGGUGUUGCAGCAGAUAUUUGCAUGCAGUUGUGUAACUUCACAGAACAGGGUUCUGCUUUCCAGUGGACAGCUCAAGCAACUGAAACCAUGUCCAGUUUAACGAACUGCGUUUAAUAAGGGACACUUUCACUGCUCCAUACAAUUAAGGGAUCUUUAUAAGUACUUCCGUCCCUCUGGUCAUUUUAAUCCAAAACAGGAGAUGGUAAUAUCAGGCAAAAAUACGACAAAGCAGUCUAUUGAGAGGCAAGGGCAAGCGUUACAGAGUACACAAAGACGAAAACAGCUCCAUAUCCAAGGAGAGUCAGUGAUGCUACUUAAUCACGGGAGUUACUUAGUGAACAAGAAAAGUAAUCGAUAAACUGAAAAGUCACUCUGUUAGCAAUUUGCUACAACGGUCUGGAACGUUUAGUACAUAUACAGAAGCUAACAACCAAAAAAUACGUUCUUAAAUAAAAUAUACCGGCUGCAAAAAAAAAAAAAAAAGUUCUAUUCGUGUGUUUUAACCCACACCUCAAAGUUUAAGCAGUGUCGUAUGACAUCUGUAUUGUCAUGUCCUGUGUCAAAACACCCCACACGUUUUGCAAUGAAUCUACUGAAGAAGCUAAGUGUAUACGAAAGCCGUCUUGGGCGGAAUGUAACACUGAUUAUUAGCAUCCUACUCUAGCUCUACUGUAACUGCUUGUGCUGGGUUACUGCAGGGAAGUGUUCCUCGCUAUUCGUGUUAGUGCUAGGAGGAGAAUAAAUGAGAUGAAAGAUAAGGAGAAUCCUGGACCAGUUAUCGGCGCAGAAAACUGUGAACGGAACCACGGGGAUCCAGAUAGAGUCUCCCCUUCACAGAAAGGGGCCGACAGGCUGCCUCUGUCCAGGAAACUCUGCUAUGCGAUCGGGGGAGCUCCGUACCAGAUGACUGCCAGCACACUGGCCUUCUUCCUGCAGAUCUUUCUGCUGGAUGUGGUCCAGAUGGAGGCUUUCUAUGUGUCCAUGAUUCUGUUCAUGGGCCGGGCCUGGGAUGCUGUCACAGACCCUGUUGUGGGAUACCUGGUGAGCAGAAGUGGGAUGACUCGAUAUGGCAAGCUGAUCCCGUGGAUGGUGCUGUCCAUGCCCUUUGCAGUCCUGACGUACUUCUCGCUGUGGUUCACCCCUGCUGACACCAUGUCCCCUGCCUUCAGCUUCUGGUGGUACUUCAGCACCUACUGCCUCUUCCAGACCUUCAUGAGUUGCUACCACGUGCCUUUUUCAGCUCUGAACAUGUUCCUGGGAGGAGAUCAGAGAGACAGAGACUCAGCCACAGCAUACAGGAUGGGGAUGGAGGUGUUUGGGACCCUGGCAGGAGCCACGAUCCAGGGCCAGAUUGUGGGAGUGUACCACGCCAAGACGGUACAGAGCUGCAGCAUGCUGAACAACACAGAGCUCAACAUCACCUCGCCACUCACUGACACCCUCGCCAACACGAGAAGGGCCUAUGCGAUUGCGGCCGCAGUCCUGUGUGGGCUUCAUAUUAUCUGCUGUAUAGUCAUGUUCCUGGGAGUAAAAGAGCACCCAGCUCCGCUCAGCCCAUUGGGCAGAACAAAGAUGCCGUUCUUCUCUGGUCUGAAGUGCAUAGUAAAGCACACUCCGUAUGUCAGACUUGUUUUCGGGUUCCUGUUCUCAUCACUGGCUUUUCAGCUGUCCCAGGGAAACCUUGCCUUGUUCUGCACUCAUGUGGCUGGAUUUGGGGCUUACCUUCAGCACCUUGUCCUUACAUUCCUGGUUGCGGCCACUCUGUCGAUCCCCAUGUGGCAGUUUCUACUUGUUAAAUUUGGAAAGAAGACCAUGCUUUUUGUGGGCUUGUCAUGCUUUAUUCCAGCUCUGAUCUCCUUAGCCUCAUUCAGCCUCAGCUUGGCACUGUUCUUCACCAUGUCUGUGUUUGCUGGGAGCAGCUUGGCAGUUCUCUUUCUACUACCAUGGUCCAUGCUGCCUGACGUGGUGGAUGAUUUCAAAGUGAAGAACCCUUCCUGCACCGACCUGGAGCCCAUGUUCUACUCCUUCUACGUCUUCUUCAAUAAAUUUGGUGGCGGGUUGUCACUUGGAAUUUCAGCCCUGAGUUUAUAUUUCGCAGGUUACAAGCCAGGCGCCUGCUCACACAAGUCGGCAGUGAUCACCACUCUGAGGGUCCUGUUCGCUCCGGCCCCUGUGGUGCUGCUCCUCCUGGGCAUGCUCAUCUUCUACUUCUACCCCAUCAACGAGGAGAGGAGGAGAGAGAUCAAGAGAGAGCUGGACAAGAUACACAGGGGAGAGAAGGAAACCAUGGAAGAUGUGAACAUUGCUUUCUAGCUGUGCUUUAUAUGUGCUUUUACAAUCACAAAAGGAAACCAAGCCAGUGCUACUGUACUGCCACGUGCACUCAGAGGACUUCCAGGCAGACAGGAUUAACAUCCAUAUAUAUAACAGAACAGGCAUUCUGCUUUCCUACAGAAACAAAUAAUGCUUUAUAUUUGUACUUUUUUCUAUAUUGUUUUUGGUUAAUAAAACUGUUUGAUAUACAGUGA